AACCAUAUGCCUAUGCAAGGACCUGGACCUAACCAACUCAAUAUGACAAACAGUUCCAUGAACAUGCCUUCAAGUAGCCAUGGGUCGAUGGGCGGCUAUAAUCACUCAGUGCCAUCCUCACAAAGUAUGCCAGUGCAGAAUCAGAUGACUAUGAGCCAGGGGCAGCCAAUGGGCAACUAUGGUCCCAGACCAAACAUGAACAUGCAACCAAACCAAGGUCCAAUGAUGCACCAGCAGCCUCCCUCCCAGCAAUACAACAUGCCACAAGCAGGUGGCCAGCAUUACCAGGGGCAGCAGGCACCUAUGGGAAUGAUGGGCCAAGUUAACCAAGGAAAUCACAUGAUGGGUCAGAGACAGAUUCCGCCAUACAGGCCGCCACAGCAAGGCCCACCACAGCAGUACUCAGGCCAGGAAGACUAUUAUGGGGACCAAUACAGUCAUGGUGGACAAGGUCCUCCAGAAGGCAUGAACCAGCAAUAUUACCCUGAUGGUCAUAAUGAUUACGGUUAUCAGCAACCGUCGUAUCCUGAACAAGGCUACGAUAGGCCUUAUGAGGAUUCCUCACAACAUUACUACGAAGGAGGAAACUCACAAUAUGGUCAGCAGCAAGAUGCAUAUCAAGGACCACCCCAGCAGCAGGGUUACCCACCACAACAGCAGCAAUAUCCAGGCCAACAAGGCUAUCCAGGACAACAGCAGGGUUAUGGCCCCUCCCAAAGUGGUCCAGGACCUCAGUAUCCCAAUUAUCCACAAGGACAAGGCCAGCAGUAUGGGGGAUACAGACCCACACAGCCUGGGCCACCACAGCCACCACAGCAGAGGCCUUACGGAUAUGACCAGGGUCAGUAUGGAAAUUAUCAGCAGUGAAAAAGUACUCACAUUCCGGUAGGCAAUAUCUAUUAGCAGCCAUAUUGUCUCCUCAGCACUGUGGACAUCUUCCUGAGAUGCCAACCUCCCAUUCCAUCUAGCUUUUGGAAAAAUCUUGUGGCUGUUUUAUGGUAUACAGUCUUUAUGGGUUAAUUGUUAAAGACUGUAGAUUCUCAGAAACUGAUUUCACAUCUCUACUCUAGAUGGCAAUAUUGGACAGAAAAUACGUGACAACAAUUUGCAGUGAGUUAAGAACUGUAUGUCAGAUAGACUGUUACAGACUGAAAGGUGCAAACAGCUUUGUAUGUUUAUGAAGGUUAUGGGAAUUUAAUAUUUUUUCCACAGAUUUUUUUAGUAGGGGGAAAGGGGAUAUGCACACUUUUUACAGCAGCAAUAUUUUGUAUAUUAAGUUUUUCAUGUGGUGAAUAUGCAAGACAGUACACUACUCACCGGGCAGGAUAAGAAAUCUACUGUUAAAAAUGGGUUGGGGCAUGAUAAGUGCUUGAUUGUAUAAAUCUUGAAAUGGUGUACAACAAAGAUAACUGAAAAAAGAUGGAGAGCAUCAUACAUCACUGAUAGGUUCAUGUACAAAGAAUAAGAGUCCCAGUUAUCUAAAAUGGGAACAUAAUUAAGGACAGCAUAAUAUAGUCUUGUGCAAAGAUUAAUUUUUUUAAGCUUUCCAAUUUUUCUGAGUGAAGCAUUUUUGUAAAAAUUGUUUCUAACAUAGUUUGACAAUUUUCUGCAACAUUUUUUGGGUAACAAGAUAAUAGUUUGGGUUUUACUUCUCCAGUGUUUUGUCACAGCUUUGCAUAAGCAAGCUGUAAUCCCUCUUAAUAAUUGCAAUAACAAAGAAAAUGACAAGUGUUAAUUUUACUUGGCUUGAAUAUGCAAAGAACUUGAAAAGGAAUACGGAGGACAGGACUGUAUUGUAUAAGUAUAUUUUAACCUUUAGUUGAAUAAUUUGUAUGUAUCAAAAUAGCCUAGAAGACUUUGUAAAACCUAUCUAAACUUUCCUAACUGGGAGUUUAUAUCUUUAGAAAGGGGGCAUUUUUUAUGUGUGUCCAUUUUUCUUAUGGGUUAACAGGAGACCAAGGGAUGUUUUAUAACAUCAAAUAUAAAACCUGUUGGUGAGGUAAAUGCCAAAUUUUGUUUGGAACUGCAUUAAUGCUUAUAGUGUUGCAUGUGAGAUAGAGGCAGCACCUUGAUCAAUAGCAUAGUACACAAAAAACCAAUCUGUUUUGAGACUAUCCUGCAACUGUGUAUCAGAUAAAUGGGUGUUCUGUUGUGCGGGAAUAUAUGCAUUCAAGAAUUUCUGGCAACUUUUAUAAAGGAUAAAAAUUAAAAUAAGCCCGGGGUAAAAUAAUAUUUUUUUUUUUUUCAGUUGGUGAUCAUG
Messenger RNA from Phaethon lepturus (White-tailed tropicbird), 2260 nucleotides. It is a transcript of the gene SS18, whose product is annotated as synovial sarcoma translocation, chromosome 18. The record is from RefSeq and is a predicted model, not a curated record. Lineage: Eukaryota; Metazoa; Chordata; Aves; Phaethontiformes; Phaethontidae. Gene Ontology annotation, biological process: positive regulation of transcription by RNA polymerase II. Gene Ontology annotation, molecular function: transcription coactivator activity. Gene Ontology annotation, cellular component: nucleus. Bases 7 to 867 code for a protein of 286 amino acids. The transcript has 7 exons.